AUGAACGGAAUAACUAUUCGCUGUGUUCAUGAUGAAAUUGCAUCUCCAAUAGCAAUUGGAAUUGAAACAGCACCUCCUACUUGUGAUAAUUCUUUAAUGGAUUGUUCACAAGCAAGUACUUCAACACUUCUUGCUGACUUUGAAGUAAGAGAAAUAUUUAAAAACAAAAAUUUUACAACAGAAAUUGAUGAAGAAAAAGAACAAGAUCUUAUGUAUAUAGGGAGAUCAGCAAAUCCAGUGAUUAAUGAUGAAACUUUCUUUAACAGUCACUUCUGA
Messenger RNA from Entamoeba dispar SAW760, 276 nucleotides. RefSeq lists its product as uncharacterized. The record is from RefSeq and is a predicted model, not a curated record. The transcript is spliced from 2 exons. Lineage: Eukaryota; Evosea; Mastigamoebida; Endamoebidae. The coding region runs from base 1 to 276 and encodes 91 amino acids.